CUGGAGGAGACCAAAAGGGUAAAUAAGGUCAGGGAACGCGUGUAUGACUUGGAGUGGUUAACUGGUUAACUGUGCAUGUUUUUGUACAUCUUCCUGCCAUGAGUGCCAGCUUACUGAGAAUACAGCUAGAAUUACAUGAGAAACCUCAAUGUAAACCGAGGAGAAAACAAUGGAAACUUUUACAUACAAUCUUCUCUUUUGUGCUAACAGAGAACAGUUGUAAAGGAAGGCAUUGGAAAAAUGUGGUGGCAAAGAAGUGUUGGUUUGAAGAGGUAUCCUAACCCUCAGGAAAAUAUUCAUGUCGUGUUCAUGUUGUGUUUUCCAAAAGUAGGCUGUAGGACCAUGUGGGUUCGGCUGAGAACAUCGAGCGUCUUUAAAUCUUACCAACCUUGAUGUGGAUUUCCAUGUUAUGCUAUUUGAAGAAUGUCUUCCAUAAAUGGAAAUUGAGCCAGGGAUGAGAAUGUUGGUACGGUGACGGGAGCUUGCCAAGAAGAUCAAGGGGCAAGUUCCUGACGUGGGGACUCCUGAUGGCAGGAAGGAAGAAGGGUAAGCUAUGUAGGCAUAUAGAGCUAAUUGCUUUUUCAUUACUGAAUUUGAACUCUCAUCAUUAUUUAACCAUAUAGAAGUGUAAAUAUAUAUCUGUAUGUCUAGUUGCACUACUACCAUAACUACUGCUAAUACACAAAAAGUCUAGACAGUGCUUUUCCAUGUUAGACUGGAUAUUAGGAAGAUACUAGCAAUAAAUUCUUUACUGUGAGGAUGGUUACACACAGAUUGCCCAGCAAGGUCCUGGAUGCCCCCUCCCUGGUAGCAUUCAAAGCCAGGCUGGGUGGAGCUUUGAGCAACCUGGUCUAAGGGAGGCCUACAGCAGGGGGUCGAACUGGAUAAUCUUAAAGGUCUCUUCCAACCCAAACCAUUCUAUGAUUCUUGGAUGAUUCUGUGUUUGUGCCGUGCUGCUAUGCUGUUGUUUGUGCUUAGUGUAAGGUACAGGUGGUUCUAUUAGUUGUAGCAGAAGUGGAAGCAAAAGUGCGGCCGUUGCUGAAGGGUGUUGUAGAGUAGAAAGACCAGGGAAAGUGGCCUUUUGGGCAGCAGCUGGAAAACUUCUGGCAGGAAGCUUUGACAUCAAGGCAUGGCAGUGAUUGUUUUCUGAGACUGAAACUUCUGAAGUUUCCCUUUCACAAGAUGUGCAGCAAGUGGCAGCCUUCUCUCAGAGUCUGCACAAAAACAGAAUUAACUAAGAACAGAGGCAUCUCUUUCAAGUUAUGGUAGGCAGCUGGAAGCUUCCCUCCUGCCCUUGCUGCAAUUGAGCAGCAGAUCUCUUGUUGCAAACUUUGACUGGAAUUUUGUAUCUUGUGGUGGUUUUUGUUUGUUUGUUUGUUUUGUCAUUCUCCAGCCUCUGCCAUAGCCAUAGCUCGGCCCUUCCAUAUGCUUGGAUAAAAAGUCUGACUUCUGCCAUCUCCCAUUGACGUCAGUUAGUAUGGUCUUCUCUUGAGUCCACAUGAGAAAAUAUGAUAUUUCUUCUAAGUAGGUCUGACUUACUAUUUGUAUUCUGUGCUUACUGUGCCCCAGUAAGAAGGUGUUGUGCUGCAGGAGGAGGAGGCUUCUAGCGCUGUGGAAUGAGAUUUCUGAGCAGCAGCUGUGCCAGGGGCUCAUGGGGCAACCCCUGCUGUGUGAAUGCAAUUCUGCAGUGCCUCUGCAGAGUGUCACUGCUCAUAGAGUAUUUCCUCUCAGGAGAAGAAGACGCUGCAGUCAAGGCUACCACAGCUGAGGUGCCAGAGGUAGAUUUGUACCUCUUUAAAUGGAAGGAUCAGACCGCAAGAUCUUUGCUUUCCUUGCUGGACAUCAUUUGCAGGCACAGUGCGUUGAAGUUGAAUGUUAUUCAAAAUAGUUCAAAAUUUUAUUUCAAGUUUGAGUGGCAAGGCAACUACAAAAGGAAACUCUUCACUGACAUCUGCUAUCCACUCAGCAAUAUGGAUCUCUCUCCAUAUAGUUACACAUUUUUCUGCAAGAACUCAGGUACAGCUUGUGUGCUCUGAUGUUGAGCUUUGCCUUUCCUACUUCUAUGUGUAACACCCUGUCCCGUGUAACAGAUAAAGCCUGGGUUUGUUUGGACUUAGAGCUGCCUCUGCUCCAGGCACUUAAACAUCCAGCAGCUUGAAAAGCACACAAGCAUACAAAAACCCCAACAAAACAACCAGCACCUCCCCACCGCUCUCAAUUCAGUCUACAAAUGCAUCCGGUAAACUGAAGUUUCCUGAACAAAACCAUCAGCACCUGAACGCCUUUUUUCAUCAGGAAGUUGUACACCCUCCUGAAAAAAGGGUGCUUGGCUUCUUUUAAUUGUAGUCGGAACACAUGAGAGAAAUGGUCCCUCUUUCCUUGACUAAUCAUCUACCAGUACCGUUUAUAUAGUUGAUGUUGGAAUUGUAUUACUGACUACUGUCAGCCUAAAUUGAGCCUAUCGUGCAUCCAUUGAGAAAUGCACAACAACAGAACCCAUGUAAGUUUCAUCUCCAGCCAGAGAGAGUAGUCACAGCAUGUAACCAACCAGAGCAGUUAGUUAGCACCUCUCUACCCUUCUCUCUUGCCACAUCCCAAUUUUAAAAGCUCGUGUUCCUGGCAGCAGCCUCCUCAGCCUUUUCAGCACAAACUGAUCCUGUGUGGAUCCUGCCCAUAAAUAAGGAUCAAGUGGGCUCUUCUGUCACUCUCUGCUUAUAGUGACCUGUACUGGGGGCUAACAGCUGGGUUUCACAUUUAAUAUUGCAAAAUAGAUAAGCAUGAUAGUAAUCUAUGAAGUGUUUCUUCGCUCUGUUUUAAAGCAUUUCUUAGAAUUAAUGUUCCUCUCCGCAGCCCCAAAGGAGAAUCUUCUCUUGCCUCCUUAAGUGCAAACAAAAAAUGAUUGCCAAAUCUGUAAGGAGAGUUUUAACAGACUAUGCUGUUUGUUACAGAACCUCUCUGGCAUUCUGCAAGCACUCAGUCACCAACAGCUCACACAGCUUUGAUAAUCUGCAGAUCACCAAGAUCCAGAACUCAGUGCAGCCUGGCACAGCCGAUCGCCUGUUGCACACUGUCAGGCCUUUUCUGCACCCACAAAUAGCCGACAGCCACGAAAAGCCAACAGUGACUACAGAGAUGCCGUUAGAACUCAAGCAGUAUUAGCUACGUUUUGUUCCAUCAUUAAAUUAGCUUUCAUAUUACCUCACCAUCUGCUGCAGAGUUCCAGGAAAUAAUUCCUUGAGAGAAGUCUGGAAGCUUCCAAGUGUGCUGAGGAACACACAUCCACUCCCUCUGUCUAAGCUCUGAUGUUUGUUCUUCACGACAAACUUCACAGACCCCUCAAGGAGUGCAGCUGCUGAGCACGCACACGUGCUUACCUGAAGGUUCCAGCUUCUCUGUUGGUUCCGUGUGCAUGUACUCAGAAGUUCGGAUUGUAGGAUUUAAGAUUUUUGAAUGCCAGUCUAAUCAGAGAAGGAAAACCAACCCAAUCCGGACCAGGACAAUGCACAAGAUUCAGCUCAAGCAGUUUCUAAACUAACUAGUUGUACACAAAGCAGCAGUCUCUUCCUCUGAAGAGCCUUUAAACUGCGCGAAUGACUCAGAUUGUCAUUUUAUAGAACCCUGACCAUUACAAAACCAGCAGAGAAUGAAAACAAACCCAAGCAUAUGUUUAACAGGAUAUAUUUUUAAAUCAUUUCUUAAGGUUUUUUAAUGCAUGUAUACAUGAAAAUUUAUAUUAAAAAAAUUAAAAAGGAAAGUCUUGUUUGUUUAGAGUAACUCUGAAGUGCACAAAUAUUGACAAAAGCUAACAAAAAAUACAGCUCUGCUUUUUUUUCCUUUUAAAUAAGUAGUGUUGCAGUUACUUAAGA
Lagopus leucura (white-tailed ptarmigan) is the source of this 3866-nucleotide messenger RNA. RefSeq names its product ubiquitin specific peptidase 50 (gene USP50). Lineage: Eukaryota; Metazoa; Chordata; Aves; Galliformes; Phasianidae. The record is from RefSeq and is a predicted model, not a curated record. The transcript has 5 exons. Bases 1617 to 2036 code for a protein of 139 amino acids.